AAAGAGCCCUUACUUGACCCGUUUCUUCAAGAAUUCCUUCCAUAUCCACUCUCUUGUUCAAGUGCUAGCUAUCAUCUUUCGAUUAUUCUAAUUAAGAUAUGAGCAGGCCGGGAGAUUGGAACUGCAGGUCAUGCCAGCACCUGAACUUCCAAAGGAGGGACUCCUGCCAACGCUGUGGGGAAUUCCGGUCUGGUGAAAACUUCGGUGGAUUCGGCGGUGGGAGGGGUGGCUCCUCUUUUGGAUUCACCAUCGGCUCUGAUGUCCGACCAGGUGACUGGUACUGCACUGCGGGAAACUGUGGUACUCACAAUUUCGCCAGUCGUUCUAGCUGCUUCAAAUGCGGUGCAUUCAAGGACGACUCUGCCGGAGGGUCCGAUUGUGAUGUUCUACGUUCUAGAGGAUUCGGUGGUGGUAAUCGUUCCGGGUGGAAAUCCGGCGACUGGAUAUGUACCAGGUCGGGAUGCAAUGAGCACAACUUUGCUAGCCGAAUGGAAUGUUUCAGAUGCAGUGCUCCACGAGACUUGAGCAACACAACUUCAUACUAAAAA
This is a messenger RNA of Hibiscus syriacus, 548 nucleotides long. RefSeq names its product transcription initiation factor TFIID subunit 15-like. The transcript is spliced from 3 exons. Bases 99 to 545 code for a protein of 148 amino acids. Lineage: Eukaryota; Viridiplantae; Streptophyta; Magnoliopsida; Malvales; Malvaceae. Gene Ontology annotation, molecular function: mRNA binding. The record is from RefSeq and is a predicted model, not a curated record. Gene Ontology annotation, cellular component: cytoplasm.